Molecule: messenger RNA, 1944 nt
Organism: Spodoptera exigua (beet armyworm)
Lineage: Eukaryota; Metazoa; Arthropoda; Insecta; Lepidoptera; Noctuidae
Source: the annotation of a GenBank genome assembly
AUUUAAAAUGUGUACGCAAUAACAAGCAGUCUAGUCCUGAAAUAUGAAGUAAAAUUAUUUAUUUUUGAUUUAUUUAAAGUAAAAAAAAUAAUAUUUGUGUUAUAUUGUAAUAGUUUUAAGUGCAAAAUGUUUCUUAAGUGUUUAUUAUUGUUAUUUGUACUCAGUUUUGUUGAAGCAGAUUUUUAUAACGGGGCUUCAUUAUGUCCGAUGCGUCGAAUAAAAAAUGGUCGAGCACGGCCACGGCAAAGGGGGACAUUUAUUAAAUUCUCCUGUUCUCCUCGCUAUACCUUGGUUGGUAACAAAUAUGCCACGUGCAGAUUUGGCCAAUGGGAUGUCCCUGCACCCGUUUGUGUUAAAUCGGGCUGCUCACAGUUAGAAGAAGUGAAGAAUUCAGUAAAUAUGACAUAUCACAAUAAUGCGUGGAUAGUGUUCUUUUGUUUGCCUGGUCAUCAGCUGAUUGGUUCUCCAGUAGUGUACUGCGAUGGAUCCAAAUGGAAUUCUACUGUACCAGGAUGUCAUGAUAGUUCAGCAAAAGUGUCAACGGAAUGUGACUUCGAACAGCCAGACCUAUGUGGGUGGAAACCUGAUGAAUUGCACGAUUUCGAUUGGAGAAGGUUAAAUAAAAAGACACCCAGCUCCUUUUUGCAAACUGGACCGACGUAUGAUCAUACUUAUGGAAAGAAUGGCUCAGGUUACUACAUGUACAUAGAAAGUACAGGCAGGAUUGAGAACGAAACAGCGCGACUUCUGUCGCCCGUCUAUGAUGCUGAACUGGCGAAGAAUGGAUGCUUCAUCUUUUACUACCACAUGUAUGGAAGGAGUAUGGGUGGGCUCAGAGUUUACCAGAAACCGGACCGAGUACCAAUGUACCAACUGCUAAGUGCAACUAAAAGGAACAAUUACACCCUGUUUGAGCAAUGGGGAGAUCAGGGCAACGAGUGGUACAACAGCGUCUCAAUGCUUUCCGAUGUCGGUGAUAAUUUCCAGAUCGUAAUUGAAGGCAUUAGAGGAAAUAGUUUUAUGAGCGACAUUGCCAUUGAUGAUGUGUCUAUACAACAUGGGGCAAAUUGUACCAAAGCUAUGCUCGAAGCCACAACACCGCCAUCGGUUUUACAGGAGUCAUGUGUUGGACGCUGCAACCUCUAUUCUGAAACAACGGUCUACAGAGGUUGUAGUUGCAGCAUCGUCUGCGUCGUCACCCAGAACUGCUGUCCAGAUUUUCUGGACGUUUGCGACUUGGACGGAAUCACACUUGAUACAGGGACUCGAGCCAGUUCAACAAUGGCGUUACCUCAAACUCAGAAGCUGAUAGCAACAACACCAGUUAGAGAUGAAACAGAAACAACUGAAAUGACCUCAACUACAACUACAACAAAAAGAACAACCACCAGAAGACCUACAACAACGUCUACAACGACUAAAAGACCACCUGUUACUACCAGUAGACCGACAACAACAACUAAGGCGACGACUACGUCUACUAAACGUUCUACUACUACGUCUACUACGACUACUACAACUCCUAAGCCUAUUCCUAAGCCUAUUCCUAAGCCUACUCCUAAACCUACUCCUAAAACUACCGCUAGGCCUAGAACGACUCCACGUAAGCCUACGCCUACAACAGUUAAGACGACAACUAUUUCACCAAGACCAGAAACUCCAAAACCUAUAACAGUGUCCGUUGAAGUUUCUUUAGUAACCGGAGACACUUCGAUAACUCCUAUACAAGGAAGACAGGAACAGCAUUCGAAAAAAUCUGGAGGUCUGAGUGGAGCAACAUUAGCAGUAACAGUUAUACUAGGAAUAGCAGCAAUGGUCGGUUUAGUAUGGGCCGCCAUUAUGUUGACGAGAGCGCGGGGCAUGGCAGCAAUCUCGCGCAUCCGAGGCCGCGUCACCUCCGACCCUGAAGUCCAUUAUCUUAAGUCAGAUGUUGAUGAUGAAUAA